Molecule: messenger RNA, 7066 nt
Organism: Egretta garzetta (little egret)
Lineage: Eukaryota; Metazoa; Chordata; Aves; Pelecaniformes; Ardeidae
Gene: ADAMTS2
Product: ADAM metallopeptidase with thrombospondin type 1 motif 2
Exons: 21
Coding region: 1-3231 (1076 amino acids)
Biological process (GO): proteolysis; extracellular matrix organization
Molecular function (GO): zinc ion binding; metalloendopeptidase activity
Source: RefSeq, a predicted model, not a curated record
AUGGGGACGUACAGCGCGGUGUCGCGUCUGUCUGGGAACCUGUGGAUGGCCUCCCAGUCGGCAGUGUUGGGUGGCACGUGGCUCCCGCUGCACGCAGAAGGGCCAGCACCAGGCACAUCGGCUGGCAUGAUUCGCACAGACAAGGACGAGUUCUUCAUUGAACCUCUGGAGAAGGGGGCCCAGGAGGAGGAGGAGGGAGAAGGCAGAACGCAUGUGGUCUAUCGCAGAGCAGCUGCCAAGAAGCAGCUUCCUAUUGAGAACGUGGACACCCUGCAUAAAGCGGCUAACCUCACUAAUUUGGAUAGUCUCGACAGUGCAUUGAGCUUUAUUGAAGACCAGGUGCAUAGAUCGAGGCAGCGCUAUCGAAGGCAUGCGACGGAAGAUGAUUACAACAUUGAAGUCCUUCUGGGGGUUGAUGACUCAGUUGUUCAAUUCCAUGGGAAAGAGCAUGUUCAGAAGUACCUGCUGACCCUGAUGAAUAUUGUUAAUGAAAUUUAUCAUGAUGAGUCCCUGGGUGCUCACAUUAACGUUGUCUUGGUGAGGAUAAUCCUGCUGAGCUACGGGAAGUCUAUGAGUCUGAUAGAGAUUGGGAACCCUUCACAAAGUCUUGAAAAUGUGUGUCGCUGGGCCUACUUGCAACAGAAACCUGACACUGGGCAUGCGGAGUAUCAUGACCAUGCUAUCUUUCUCACAAGGCAGGAUUUUGGUCCAUCUGGCAUGCAAGGCUACGCUCCAGUCACUGGAAUGUGUCAUCCUGUUCGAAGCUGCACUCUCAACCACGAAGAUGGUUUUUCAUCUGCGUUUGUGGUGGCUCAUGAAACCGGACACGUUUUAGGCAUGGAGCACGAUGGCCAAGGGAACAGAUGUGGGGACGAAGUCCGCCUGGGGAGCAUCAUGGCCCCGCUCGUGCAAGCCGCGUUUCAUCGCUUCCACUGGUCUCGUUGCAGCCAGCAAGAGCUGAAUCGGUACCUCCAUUCCUAUGAUUGUCUGCGGGAUGAUCCCUUUGAACAUGACUGGCCUUCCCUGCCACAGCUGCCAGGAAUUCACUACUCCAUGAACGAGCAGUGCCGUUUUGAUUUUGGUUUGGGCUACAUGAUGUGCACAGCCUUCCGCACGUUUGAUCCCUGCAAGCAGCUGUGGUGUAGCCACCCCGAGAACCCCUACUUCUGCAAAACAAAGAAAGGGCCUCCGCUGGACGGGACCAUGUGUGCACCAGGAAAGCAUUGCUUCAAAGGUCACUGCAUCUGGUUAACGCCAGACAUCCUGAAGCAGGACGGACACUGGGGGGCAUGGAGUAAGUUUGGCUCUUGCUCCCGCACCUGUGGCACGGGGGUGAAGUACAGGACGCGGCAGUGUGACAAUCCGCAUCCCGCCAACGGGGGCCGCACGUGCGUGGGGCCGAGCUAUGAGUUCCAGCUGUGCAACAGUCAGGACUGUCCCAAGGACUUUGAAGAUUUCCGAGAGGAGCAGUGCCGGCAGUGGGAUCCUUACUUUGAGUACCAGAACAUGAAACACCACUGGCUCCCCUAUGAACAUGUCGAUGCUAAGGAAAGGUGCCACCUGUACUGCGAAUCAAAGGAAACGGGGGACGUGGUGUACAUGAAGAGGAUGGUGCACGAUGGCACCCGCUGCUCCUACAAAGACGCCUACAGCAUCUGUGUGAGGGGAGACUGCUUGAAAGUUGGGUGCGACAGGGUCAUAGGUUCGACGAAGCAGGAAGAUAAGUGUGGUGUUUGUGGAGGAGAUAAUUCCCACUGCAAAGUGGUGAAAGGAACAUUUUCAAGAGUUCCAAAGAAACAAGGGCACAUUAAGAUGUUUGAAAUCCCUGUUGGUGCGAGACAUUUGCUUAUACAGGAAACAGAUGCCACCAGUCAUAAUCUCGCAAUUAAAAAUCGUGAAACAGGGAAAUUAAUUCUAAGUGAAGACAACUAUGUGCCAGACUCUAAACUAUUUAUUGACAUGGGUGUGGAGUGGGAAUAUCGGAAUGACGAUGACAGAGAAACCGUGCAGACCAUGGGGCCGUUGCGUAACGGAAUAGUUAUCCUGGUGAUUCCGCAUGGUAGUGCCAAGAUAUCUUUGACUUACAAGUACAUGAUUCAUGAAGAUUCCUUGAAUGUAGAUAACAAUAAUGUUUUGGAAGAGGACUCUGUGUCAUAUGAAUGGGCUUUGAAGAAGUGGUCCCAAUGUUCAAAACCUUGUGGAGGAGGCUACCAGUUCACAAAAUACGGCUGCCGGAGGAAGACAGACCACAAGAUGGUUCAUCGGAGCUACUGCGAGUUGAUCCAAAAGCCUAAGCCCAUUCGCAGGGUGUGCAACCUCCAGGAGUGCUCCCAGCCCAUAUGGGUUACAGGAGAAUGGGAGCCUUGCAGCAAAAGUUGUGGGAAAACAGGAUACCAAGUACGAUCUGUCCGAUGCAUCCAACCCCUGCACGAUAAUACAAAUCGGUCUGUUCAUACCAAGUACUGCAACAACAACCGUCCAGAAGGCAGGAGGCCUUGCAACCGGGAGCUUUGCCCAGCGCAGUGGAGAACAGGACCCUGGUCACAGUGCUCUGUCAGCUGUGGCAACGGCACGCAGGAUCGGCCGGUUCUGUGCCGGACCAGGGACAAUGCCAUUGGCCUUUGUAAAGAAAAUAAACCAGAGACCGUAAGGAUUUGCAGACUACCUCCGUGUCCAAGAAACGUUUCUGAUCCUUCAAAGAAAACCUACAUGAUACAAUGGCUGUCAAGACCUGAUCCAGACUACCCCAUCCAGAAAAUAUCUUCAAAAGAUCACUGCCAAGGAGACAAGUCCAUGUUCUGUCGCAUGGAGGUUCUCUCUCGUUACUGCUCGAUUCCCGGGUACAACAGGCUGUGCUGCAAGUCCUGUAACGCGUACAGCAACGCAACAGAGGACGACGGCGUAACUGGCUCUAAUGGAAACAGGAAUAAUGUCAUUGAGGAGGAGCUCCUGACAACCCCCAGCCCUCCCAUGGGAGUGUCCACCACGCCAUCUGCCACCAGCCCGCCUCCCGCUUCCAAAACACGUGCACCUCCUGCCAACGCGACUGAGGAGCACCCAGAAAUCAAUGCAGUGGAUGUUCCCUAUAAAAUCCAUCGGCUGGAUAAUGAAGUGUCGCAGCACAACAUCAUUCCACGGAGGAGAAUACCUUAUGAAAGGACAAGGAAUCAAAGAAUUCAGGAGCUGAUUGCUGAGAAAAGGAAAAAAGAGACUCUUAGGAAAAUAAACUAAAAUGGAAAUUAGGCACAAACAACAUUUUUCUCUUAUAGAGAUGUUACCGACGUCGUAGUAUUGCCUGUGUCGUAGAGACUAAAAACGGGGGAAAUCAAAGUGGUGCUAUGGCAGAGAUGCCAAAUUCUAAAGCCUACUACAAAUGGAAAUGAGAGAUUGGUUCACCAGUGCUACUCUGAACACGUGGAGGGCUGGGUUUGCAGGGUGCGGUCGCGUAUUAGUGCAAUAUCGUGAGAGCGUUCCACCGAAUCAAACAAGCCGUCACACCUAGGCCGGGCUAGCAGGUUUCUUGUUUAUGGGCUCUUUUAAGUCUCCUAUGCCUGUGUAAAACUGCUUGGGAAGAGCAAUGGGAGUUACACUUCGGGUGGAGGAGAGCAGUCCCAGGACACAGUAAAUCCCUUUAACACUGACGAUCAGGAGGCCAGCGAGCCUGCGAUGCUGCUGUGCAUCACGUAAAGCCGGGCACCAGCUCAGCCCCGCUUCGGGAAGGCAGGGAAGGACGUGCCGGGCAGCUCGGCUGACGCUGAGCGAGGCCUGUGCUCGCACGGCUUCCUGAUGGGGACCGCGUAAGACAAUACAUAGAAAAUUCUGUGUAAAUUAAAAACUGGCAAACAGCAGUUUACAUAUUUCCAUAAACAAUUUCAAAGGAUUCUCCGAAACUUUUGAACACUCGCAAGACAUUUAGUAGGGUAGAUCCAGCCAACUUGGACUGACAGGGUCCUGGUCUUCCUGUUUACAAUUAUCCAUAUGGUUGGUAGUCUUUAAGUUCCUGUAAUGCAACAGCCCCAGUGAUCUUUAUUGCUUGGUGCUUUUUUUUUUUUUUUAUUGGUCUGAUUUUUCUCUCUACCCCCAUACUGGUUAACUCAAAGAUGACUGGGUUCUUGUUGCCUUUUCUUUGGUGCUUUUUUUAAGAAAACAUUGGGGUGUUUUUCCCAUAGGAUGAGGUUAUUUUGGAGGAAACAAUUUUGUAUUCUCUUCCUUUCCUUAGGACAGCUUUAAUGGUGCAGAAGUGAACAACUGCUGUGCCCUUACCUACACACAUGCACCCACACACACGUGCUCGCAGAACCAGGUCUGCUUUAGAUGUGUAACCUGACAACCCUUUGAGUACUUCCUUUCCCCUCAGGGUCAUCGUGGUUCUCGUAGGUCAUUUUGAAUUCCUGGCUGGAGGUCAGAUGAAUUCAGCUUGGCUCUAGCCCCUCGGAGGCGGGGAGCGUGCACUGGUUCCUGCUGUGGGUAGCAUCUGAGCAGUUUGUCUCCUGUCUCCUGGCUUGGACUCUUCCAUUUGUUUCCUCUUUGCUGGAAAACAUCCUGCAGAGACCAGGGCUUCCCUGAAAUCCUCCUUUUACUGCUAGGUAGGUCUGAUGGCUCCUAGUUCAGCUUUUCCAGUCUGAGCGUAAGAUCUCAUCCUCCAGCCUGAGCUGGUCUCGGUUUGGGUCAGCACCAGUGAUAAGCCUGUAUACACAGUCACAUAAUUACUGGAAAUGUGCUGGGCUUCCAGCAAUGUGCAAGCUCUUCUGUGGCUCCUGCAACCCCGACUUCUGCCCUCGGCCACUGUGGCUGAAUGAGCUGCCCGGUCUCCUCUUUGGAAGAAGCGAGUCCUGCAGGAGCAGCAGCCUUGGACUGUUCUGGCCCGAACUGUGGCCAGAAGUCAUCGAAGGACAAGACCUGCUAUAAGAGAAAUACUUUAUGGAGAUACUAGCCAAAGCAGAGAAGGGAUGUUUUCAGCUGGUGUGAUGGCAUCAAGCAUCACUUCUUGCAGAGGACCGGGGUGAUAUGCUUGGGUGGGUGUUCAGGACCAGCCCAGACGGUACAGGGGUGAGAGUUCUACUGGAGACCAUGAAGACCGGGAAGCAUAAUGGGCCUAGCAAAAGUCCAGGGUUUGAAGCUAAAGCUGCACAGUUUGGCACCACCGAGCAGUGGUUGGCUGGGGCAGGGGUCUCACCUCUGGCUUUAACUUGAGAGACACUACGCGUUUUCCUGCAGUCGAAGGUUGCUUAUCUUUAGUUGCCCGUGCGGUAGCCUUCGCUUGCCCCAGCCCUGCUCCCUGGCCUGCCUGCCAUUGCCACGAUGCAGGGACGAGCCCGGUGCUGGCCCCAGGAGCCUUGUGCCUACAGACAGGACAAGUUUUCGUAAUACCAUGGGGUCAGGUCACAUCUGUGCAGAACAGAGCAAUGUAGUGACGAGCAGGGAAGGGAAAAAACCCCACCACGCUAUUUAUAAGCAAGGAAGAUGUGUCUAAAUCCUUCCAGCUGCUGUGCCGUGGGAGACACAAGCUGUAGCUGGGCGCCCAGCCUGUAGACACUGAGUAUUCCUUGCCUUCCACAUUCCCUUUAUACGGAUGGGAUUAGUGUGAAACUCCUCUCUUCCCCUUCAAGUUAUUAUCUUACUUUUAGCUCUGUGGACAAUAAAAAUAAACACAACCCCCAGCUUUUUCAUAGCCUAGAAUCACAUUCAAACAUACGAUAAACUUAGGCCCUCACAAACCCAAGGGUAGGGAGGGGUCGGGGCUUGAAGUCACGCAAGUGGGGAGGUAGGGGUUUGCUGCCUGGGUGGUACCAGUCUUGCUCUCCAGGACUUUGUGGAGACCCGUUUCUCUGACUGCCAGAAGCCUGAGAUAACCCAUCUAAUAGCUUCUGGCUUUCCUUAGCAUCAGGACUAGGCUUAGCCAGCCUGGCAAUGUGAAGAGAUGCCACAGGAGGAAGCGCCCACAACUCAUGUGCUGUCGUACAAAUAAAUAGCCUCUUCUGGCCAAAAGACUUCUGGGCUGUGUCCCAGUAGCAAGUGGGGCAGGAAUUGAUUUUGGUGAGUGAGUCAGUUCGCAAUCACACAAACCAAACGCAUUUUUCCAGAUAAGGUGGAAACUUCUGCUGCAUCUUGGAGCAGCCUCGCAGGAGGCUGGUGUGGUGCUACGCUAGGUCUGGCAUUCGUUAGGACCUGCUGCAAUGCCUGCUGGCAUCUGCAUUUAGGAAGGGCUUGCUCCCUUCUCAGUCUCACCUUUUGGGUGAUUCAAUUUGCUUGCUUUCUCGCUGAUUCAGAAAUACUGAAUAUUUUUCUAGCUGUUAUGUGGGGAACACUGAAAUUGUAUUUGAAGGAGCAACUUCAGUCUAGAUUGCUCAGGACAGUGAGACACCGAUGGAUACAGACUGGUCCAUCUCCUUGUGGAGCAGAGCCACCUUCUCCUUACAGCUGCCUUCUCUUUCCUGCCCUCUUACUGUACAAGGGGGAGGAGGGGGUCUCUUCAGACCAGGAGAGCUGGCGUGAGCUUUUGAGAAGGUAUUUCCUUCAGCAGUUCCCCAUGAUGGUGGUUUCUUAAGACCGGUUACCUCACUUCCACUGAAAAAACACAGAGCAGAGCUCUACAGAUAGAGAAAAAGUAGCCCAAGGCGAUGGGGGGGGGUUGGUCCCAGCUGAUCUUUCCUUGUCACACGGGAGAAGUGUUGGUCUUUCUUUGGUUGGUCGAUCUUGGAAUCCUGUUUCCUCUUUUCUACAGUGCUGUAAUUGGGCAAGAGCAGCAUCGUAGCGGGUCUUCUGUAACCAUUUCGCUGUUUCCCAGGUCCUGCAUUCUGAGACCUAAUGAGCAGAGAAUGGUAUUUCAAUGUAACCCAAUCCCCAGAAACUAAAGCAGAUUUAUAAGUAAAUGUGUUCCUGCCGAGACCGUCUCGGGGACCCGAGUGCUAAAGCAAUGUGCUCCCAUUAAGCGAUGCAUUUUGUGAUCUAACCAUGCAAGUACACAGCUUUCUGAAUUGUCAUUUCUCUGUUGGUCCAAACUUGAAAUCCAAGUGACAGCCCCUCAUGGAAAAAAAAAAAUCCCAAACCAGUUCCGGUUCCUUUG